Molecule: messenger RNA, 2097 nt
Organism: Sorex araneus (European shrew)
Lineage: Eukaryota; Metazoa; Chordata; Mammalia; Eulipotyphla; Soricidae
Gene: BRME1
Product: break repair meiotic recombinase recruitment factor 1
Exons: 9
Coding region: 99-1763 (554 amino acids)
Biological process (GO): double-strand break repair involved in meiotic recombination
Source: RefSeq, a predicted model, not a curated record
CCCCCAACCCCCUAGUCCGACGGGUCUCCCCAGCUUCUGUUCAGGAUAGAGGGACCCGGACUGCUUCUUCUAGCCAGGUUUCUCAAGGGAAGGGCACAAUGAACAAGAGGAAGAAAUUGCACCCCUCAGGAGUCCGAACCAAAUCCCCCAAGACUCCAAGGCUGGAAGACACUGACGAGGUGCCCCCAAGUUCCCAGCUGAGCCAGCUUCCUCCUCAUCCUCCAGAAGAGCCCGAUGACCCAGCAGUACUGUCUGCCCAGUGUAGCAGGGCAGACCCAGAGCUGGUGGCCCCCAGCUUCCCUGAUGAGGAAGAAGCAACCUCAUCAACCAGGCCCCUCCAGCUGCCACAGAAGGAACCAGCUGCCACUCCUCCUUCCCAGACCUCUGCUGGGAGGUUUGUCCCGCAGUUUGCCCGGCCCAGGAAGACAACACCAAGACAGGUGGAGUCAGAGGAGGAGCUCCAGACUCAGGCCGUUUGCUCGGAAGCCCAGCUGGAGCCGACCCAGGCCGAGGGCAUCUGCCCACAGCACAGCAGCCAGAGCCCUGGCAUGGAGGACCCUCCACCAGCAGCUCCCCCUGGCACCUCUCCUGAAUGGGGGUCUAUACCCUGUGCUUCAGAGAGCCAAGUCUCAGCAUCCAGGAGCUGUCCUCCAGACGGUGCUGCUGCAGAGAGUGGGCCCGGCCUGAAAGAUCACCUGCCCAGCAGGGAUGCUGGACACUGCCCAGACCCAGGAGUGAUGCAUGGGGGAGGCGACACUGAACUGCCUGACCACGGCACAGACCCAGAGCCCCAGUCUACAGCCACUGGUCCCCCCGAACACUCCCCUGGUGGGCCCGGUAGGGGAGUAUGUCAGAGCAGUCAGAGUGCCCCGUGUACCCCCUCUAGGCCCCUUGUCAUCACAGAUGAGCGCACAGGCCUCGAGGAGCCAGAACAGAGGGCCAUAGAGGGGUUUGGGCAGAACAGACAGCCAGAUUUGGAGGCCCCAGGGGAAGAUCAGAGCGGGGUCCUACCCCUCUUAGAGUACUGUGCGCCUCUUCCUGGAGAGACGGUGACCAGCAGAGGGGAGCCAGGGGGAGAAGAUGAGACCCCCUAUAUUAUCCCGCCUCCCACCAUCCAAGACCUCACUGUGGGUACAGAGCUUUCCAGCCACCCGGCCUCAGAGGCACAUACCAAGGGUGCUCACAUGCAGAUGCCAGGGGCACUGGGGGAUGGGGUUCCCCCAAAUUUGCUUCCCCAGCCCCCAGGAGAGCUUUGUUGCUCCAGCCAGAGCUCAGGGUGCCAGCUCAACCCCCCAGCACCUCAGGAUGUGGAGGACAUGCCUUCCUGCAGCCCAGCAGGCCAGCGUGAGCAGCCCGCUGACCCAGUAGAGGAGGCUGACUGGGGUGGCUCUGCCGCCCUCGAGUUUGAUUUCCUGCUGGACAGCCAGAUCCAGGAUUCCCUGGUUGCCCCUGACCCCCCGACACCCCUUAAGCAGCUCUCCCAGUGGAGUGGGCUGAGCCCAGGCCAGCACGCAGAGGAAGGCCACCACGUUCCAGCCCUUCCAAGGUCCCAGGUGGCGGCUCCGGCCCACCAAGCCACCAGCGUGGAGGAUGCCACAGACACGGUACGGGGCCUGGUGCUCGAGCUCUCCAACCUCAAUCGACUGGUCAUGAGCACCCACCGAGACCUCGAGGCCUGCAGGCGGCUCCGCCUCCGGAAGGGGAAGCCUGUGACCCCGGGCCCCCGCGCUCCUGGGGGGCCCUCCUGGCGGGAUGACCCAUAGGCGCUUCUGGUCCGUGCAGGGGCAACCACGCACGUGCUCUCCAUGCCACAGCCUCAGAAAGUCUGUGGGUCACGUUGUUUCUGCAGGGAUGCUGGAACAAUCCCUCACGGCCCUGUGCACCCCCAGUAUGACCCUCCUAGGUGACCUCUGCCCCUGGGCAUCUGUCCUGAAUGCCUUUCUGUGCAGGGGAGCCUUCUUGGAGGAGGGAGAAAAGGGCCCCUGGGAGAACCGCCCCUGUCUCCUGGACAACAAUCAAUAAAAUGAUCCCCCAAGGAUGCAGCCUCCGUUUGGGGUGUGAGAAGACCCAACUCUUCCUUCUCAGCUGCCUGGGAAC